AUGACGACAAGUUGCAACUCCAACAACCACUUCUCCCCCAACCUCAACUUCUCCCACGACUACAAGUGCAACUCCAACAACCACUUCUCCCCCAACCUCGACUUCUCCCACGACUACAAGUGUUACUCCAACAACCACUUCUCCCUCAACAACCUCAACUUCUCCCACGACUACAAGUCAACCUCGACUUCUCCCAUGACCACAAGUUGCAACUCCAACAACCACUUCUCCCCCAACCUCAACUUCUCCCACGACUACAAGUGCAACUCCAACAACCACUUCUCCCCCAACCUCGACUUCUCCCACGACUACAAGUGUUACUCCAACAACCACUUCUCCCUCAACAACCUCAACUUCUCCCACGACUACAAGUGUAACUCCAACAACCACUUCUCCCCCAACCUCAACUUCUCCCACGACUACAAGUGUUACUCCAUCAACCACUUCUUCCUCAACAACCUCAACCUCUCCCACGACUACAAGUGUAACUCCAACAACCACUCCUCCCCCUACUUCAACUUCUCCCACGACUUCAAGUGUUACUCCAACAACCACUUCUCCCUCAACAACCUCAACUUCUCCCACAACUACAAGUGUAACUCCAACAACCACUUCUCCCCCUACCUCAACUUCUCCCACGACUACAAUGUAACUCCAACAACUACUUCUCCUCCAACCUCGACUUCUCCCACGACUUCAAUUGCAAUUCCAACAACCACUUCUCCCCCAACCUCGACUUCUCCCUCGACUACAAGUGCAACUCCAACAACCACUUCUCCCCCAACCUCGACUUCUCCCACGCCUACAAGUGUUACUCCAACAACCACUUCUCCCUCAACAACCACAACUUCUCCCACGACUACAAGUGUAACACCAACAGCCACUUCUCCACCUACCUCAACUUCUCCCACGACUAUAAGUGUUACUCCAACAACUACUUCUCCCUCAACAACCUCAACUUCUCCCACGACUACAAGUAUAACUCCAACAACCACUUCUCCCCCUACCUCAACUUCUCCCACGACUACAAGUGUUACUCCAACAACCACUUCUCCCUCAACAACCUCAACUUCUCCCACGACCACAAGUGUAAAUCCAACUGCCACUUCUCCCCCUACCUCAACUUCUCCCACGAUUACAACUUCUCCUACGACUGCAAGUGUUACUCCAACAACCACUUCUCCGUCAACAACCUCAACUUCUCCAACGACUACAAGUGUAACUCCAACAACCACUUCUCCCCCUACCUCAACUUCUCCCACGACUACAAAUGUUACUCCAACAACCACGUCUCCCUCAACAACCUCGACUUCUCACACAACUACGAUGGAUGAAACUCCAACAACCACUUCUCCCUCAACAACCUCGACUUCUCACACAACUACGAUGGAUGAAACUCCAACAACCACUUCUCCUUCAACAACCUCGACUUCUCCCACGACUACAAUUGUAACUCCAACAACCAUCUCUCCCUCAACAACCUCGACUUCUCCCACAACUACAAGUAUAACUCCAACAACCACUUCUCCCUCAACAACCUCGAUUUCUCCGACAACUUCAAGUGUAAAUCCAACAACCAUCUCUCCCUCAACAACCUCGACUUCUCCCACAACUUCAACCUCAACUUCUCGCACGAUGAUUACGACUACAACUACGAACGAUGCAACUACAACAAUCACUUCUCUCACAACAGCUUCUACUUCUCCCACAACCGUCAACUUCUCGCACGACGACUACGACUACGACAGAUGGAACUACAACAAUCACUUCUCUCACAACAGCUUCUACUUCUCCCACAACGUCCACAGAGCCUCAAAAUGCAACUACAACAAUCACUUCUCUCACAACAGCUUCUACUUCUCCCACAACGUCAACAGCACCUCCAAAUACAAUAAUACCUACACCUUCCUCCACAAUGUUGUCCUCAAUGACUACAACAGAUGA
Messenger RNA from Salarias fasciatus (jewelled blenny), 1944 nucleotides. Its product is annotated as probable serine/threonine-protein kinase nek3. Gene Ontology annotation, molecular function: protein binding. The coding region runs from base 1 to 1944 and encodes 647 amino acids. NCBI's taxonomy places the organism in Eukaryota, Metazoa, Chordata, Actinopteri, Blenniiformes, Blenniidae. The record is from RefSeq and is a predicted model, not a curated record. The transcript is spliced from 9 exons.